Anoplopoma fimbria (sablefish) is the source of this 1277-nucleotide messenger RNA. Its product is annotated as cytosolic sulfotransferase 3-like. Gene Ontology annotation, cellular component: cytoplasm. The record is from RefSeq and is a predicted model, not a curated record. Gene Ontology annotation, molecular function: sulfotransferase activity. Bases 82 to 999 code for a protein of 305 amino acids. The transcript has 8 exons. Gene Ontology annotation, biological process: sulfation. NCBI's taxonomy places the organism in Eukaryota, Metazoa, Chordata, Actinopteri, Perciformes, Anoplopomatidae.
AAAGUGUUAUGCAAGAGAGAGGAAUGAAAACAGCUUGUCUGGUAUAAAACCCCAGCAGGAGAAGAGAAAAGUGUCAGAAAUAUGGCAGAAGAACCAGCAACAUUCAGGAUGUCUUCUGAUAAGGACAAGUUACCCCCUCGGCCAGAACUUUUUGAUUUCCACGGGGUCUCAAUGACCCACUACUUCACAGACAACUGGGAGAACAUUCAAAACUUUCAGGCCAGGCCGGAUGAUAUACUUAUUGCAACAUACCCCAAAGCAGGAACCACCUGGGUCUCCUACAUCCUUGACCUGCUGUAUUUUGGUCGGACAGAGCGCCAGACCUCCAUCCCAAUAUUUGAAAGAGUGCCUUUCUUGGAGAUCUUCGUCCCAAAUAUGCCGUCAGGAAAAGACCUGGCGGACAAGCUCCCCACCUCUCCUCGACUCAUUAAAACUCACUUUCCAGUCCAAUUUGUGCCAAAGUCCUUUUGGGAGCAAAACUGCAGGGUCAUCUACGUGGGCCGCAAUGCCAAAGACAACAUGGUGUCUUAUUUCCACUUUGAUCGCAUGAACAUGGUUCAGCCGGCGCCUGGAGACUGGAGCAACUACAUCCACAGAUUCAUGGAGGGAAAUAUGGCGUUUGGAUCCUGGUACGACCAUGUGAACGACUGGUGGAAGAAGAAACAGACUUAUCCGAAGAUCCAUUACAUGCUCUUUGAAGAUAUGGUCGAGGACACUAGACGGGAAAUAGACAAACUCUGCAGCUUUCUUGGUUUGUCUCAUUCGGACGAGGACAAGAAAAGAGUUACGACUGGAGUGCAUUUUGAUAACAUGAAAAAGGACGACAUGGCCAACUACUCUACCAUCGAAGUUAUGGAUUUCAAAAUUUCUCCCUUCAUGAGAAAAGGAAAGGUCGGUGACUGGAAGAACCAUUUUACUGUGGCCCAGAGUGAAAAGUUUGAUGAAGACUACAAGAAAAAGAUGACGGACCUCACUCUUCAGUUUCGCACUGAAAUUUGAUCAAGAAUGACUGUGUAUAUGUUCAGUUCUGACUGGAAUGGGGCAUUUCUCUGAGAAAAUCAAGUUGCCUUAAUGGUAUAUUAAAAGUCUGGAAUGUAUCUUCUUGUUAUUUAUGUCUGAAUUAAUGCUGAAAACUAUACAUUAUGAUCGGCUGGUCUCAUCCAGCAGUCGUAGCUGUACCAACAAAAAUAAUGCAGCGUAACUCGUACAUAUCCCACAAAAACAUUUUGUAUGUUAUUCACGUAAUCAUGUACAAGGAAGUAGAAAGGUAACAAAAG